Molecule: messenger RNA, 8236 nt
Organism: Porites lobata
Lineage: Eukaryota; Metazoa; Cnidaria; Anthozoa; Scleractinia; Poritidae
Source: the annotation of a GenBank genome assembly
AUGUUGCCGGCUACUUCUGUUCUCGGAACAGUAUCCCAGGCAGUACCGGCGGCCAUGUCGCAUGUGCAUCGUAUAUCGGUGGGCUGGCAUAUGAGAACCAGGCUUUAGCCUGAGAAAACAGCCGGCUUUAGCCUGUUCCCAGCGUUCAGAUUGUGGGCAUGGUGCAAAGAGAUGUGUGCAGGAUAAACGGUAUCUGUACCGGCCGGCUAUCCUACUUUUAACGAACGACGCCAAUUCUGGUUUCCCCGCUGUCAGUAUACGACGUCAUCCUCCGUCAUCAUGUUUAUUAAUAUACGGUAAUACAAACAUCAGGCACUGUAAAAUAAGAAAAAAAUAUUGCCAUCCGUAUGAAAAUAAAAGAAAGAAAAAAAAUCUCUUAACAGAAAAAAAAAACAACAACAAAAAAGUCAAGAACAGACUGUAGUCCUGUUUACUUGCGUGACCCAUCCAUUCUAGUGUGUGGUGUGACGAAUUGGUGUGACGAGUCGUGUGACGAUUCUUGUCGACUAGUUACCAAUCUCUUAGCAUCUCCGCCUGGCAUAACAGUUCAGCUGGUCGUUCAGCUGUAUUCGAGUUUGGUACCGUUCAUUCACAGUUCAUACACUAAAAUUAUGGGAAUUCUAGCAAGUCGAGGCAUCGAAUAUGAAGACAGUUAUCGUUCCUUCUCUGAGAAAGAGCGUCAACAGCUUCUGUCGCUUUUUGAACGGCUUGCUACGGAGAAUGAGCAUGGUAUUAUGAAAAUAGAGUUUGAACCUUUUAAGGUGAGUUUGAUUUUAUGAUGAACAAGAGAGAACGAUCAGUUGUUCGAUCGACAGAAUUUUGUGUCCAGUAUUUCUGAACGAUGAAAGGAAACAUGAAACUGCAAUUUUGACACUGUUCAAAGUUUCCAGUAGCGCGCAUGCAGGUGUCAAUUCAAAACCCAUGGGAUUGUGUUCACCUUCGAUAAAAACCAGCUGCUUCUCUCUGUUGUCUGACAGUUUUCUUUGUACCUUUUAAUGGUUAUCUUUUGUCGUUUCCUGUUUAACACUACCGCGAAUUGAUUCAACCUUUUUCCCCGGCCCAGGGAUGUCCUUAUUAGAUCUAUAGUUGGCUUGACUUAUGUCUCACUCAGUGCCGGGGGAAAUUUGACAGCAUAUAUAAAUAGCUGAGUUAAAGGAAACAAAUGAUAUGUGCAAACAAUACAGCCUUACGAAAACCCUAAUUAAUGCUCAAAAUUAUGUGAAUAAUUAUGAAAAUACUUCUUGCUCUUGGAUCUCUGGUGCAGGAUGGCUUUGCAGAUACUGACAGCCUAAAAUAACCCAGUGGUAUCAAUAAUGGAGAAUUUUAUAUUUGUAUCAGUGACAUUUUAAGGAUUUUUUGUUGCAUAAUUAUUAAAGUGGUACAAAUGCCCAGUAUUUUGGAUAUCAAUAAUGGAGAACCCUUUUUAUAUUUGUUAAUGGCAUGAAAAGGAAAACUUUAUUUCCUCUUUGUAACAUUUGUAUAGCAUCAAGCAUAAAAUAACAUAAGUUUUAAAAAAAAAAAAAAAAUGUCGGAUAAUACAAAUGUCUAAGGACCACACCAAACAGAAACAAAAGGGUCAGAAAAGAUACCCUUCAAAAACCAUACCCUAUUCCGCGGGCCAAAACCCCAUAAAUAGAAAUGGCCUUUGGGCCAAAACCCUUACAUGGCAUACUUGUAACACUGUGUGUUAUUCGUAUACUAAGGAAAUCUUAAUUAUUUGCCUACUGUGGGCACGCAAGUGAGUGUCAGGAGUUAGAGCAUGCUAAUGACUUGUGAUCAUUUACAGAAAAUGUACAUUUUCAAACAUAAGAUAAUCUGCCUCUUAUUGUCAUCAAAAAACCAGACUGCCAGAUUGAAAUAAGUUAGUAAUAAGUCAGUGAAAAUUACAUUCGUCACACUCACCUCUGUUUUCACCAAUGCAGUUCCCCACCACCCAAUAAAACCAUCAUAAAACAAAAUGAUUUAUUUAUUUUUAUUAUUGCAGGAACAUGUAGCAUGGCUUCUGCCAGAGCCGAUUACUAUCCGUUUCUUCAAGGAAAUGGACAAAAUUCAACAAGCUCGUAGAGCUUUGAAAAAUCCCUUGCCGAGUGGUCAAGUAGCAAAAGUGGCUUUUUUUGUUUCCAUGUCACAUGUUUUCAAACAAAGCAGGGAAGAAAAGGCACACAUUUUUUACUACUUAUCUGCUGAUGUUGAUCAAGUUGUAACUAGUGUAGAGGUAGAAGAUCUUUGUAAAAUUCUUUUGGAGUGCUAUGUAACUGCAUUAAAAAAGACAAUACUUGGUUCAAAAUGGAAACUGAUGACAAACCCUGAGGCAAAUCAUAGGUUUGCAAAGAAUGCAGUCAAGGAUCUUCUAGGCAAGAAAGCUGAUCCCAGCUGUGUUGCACUUGAGGAAUUUCUUCCCUGGUUUAAUAAGUUUCCCAUUAUAGAGAAUUUGUUUCUGGCUGUGAUGAGGGCUUGUUUUUUGGAUGUGGAGAGUCUUGUGGAAGAGCAGCCUCAUGGACUGGUAGAAGGAUGUGAGGAGACUGUUGCUCAUGUUCAAUAUGACAGGUCAGUCAAAUUUGCUCAUCUACUGUUUACUAUACGUUACGCUGAUGUUGGUUGUUAAGUAAACCAAACUUGAUACUUUUUAAAUGUGGCCAAGGUAAUUUCGGCAAAGUUAACCUUGAAGCAAAUGCUGGUCAGCAGUUUUCCCAGCUAUGAUGGGGGUGGCCCGAUGCCUCCAGCAGGGGCAGCAAGGGCGCUUUGUGACCUGUAUACACAGUUCCUUGCUUGCAGUUCUUUGCAAAGUGUAUUCGCUAUAGCCUUGUUACUUGCUUGCCAUUUUUGUUCUGUGUUUUUCCCAACCCUCCCUUCUCUCUUUAGUUCAGGGCCAAGUAUUACUAAAUAUUGGUUGGUAAGUAUUCCACUGAACAGUUCAAUGUGACAGUGCCUGGUGGGGGCUGCUUGCAGGGUUGCCAUGGAUAUCUCCUUCCUCGUGCUAGAGCAUUGCCCAGCUCCACCAACUUUGUAGGCACCAGCACCCAAGCUCAUCUUUUGAUGAUGAGUUUAAUUAAUGAUAAUGAAUUAAUCACAAACUGGUAAAUUACUAAAAUUAAUUCAGUCAUUGUUUACUACAAUCAAUUAAUGGAGUGGAGAAGUUGUUACAUCACGUUGCCAUGGUAGCAAAAUUUCUGGAUGACAACAAGCCAAAACAUCACUUAAAAAGUGGAUUUACACUGUUUCAAACUUUAUCGAUCUUAUUUAAUUUCAUUUAAUUUGUCAAAUGUUGACAAAAUUUAUGUGGGAUAAAUUAGAAAGGACCAUUGUGUCUAUUAAGUUUAAAAAAAGAAAAAGAAAAUUUUUGUGUUGUGCUCACCUACUCCAUAAAGUGGGCACGUGAAAUUAGGACAUUUCAUUUCGUAGUCAUGCAACAAGGGCUUAGAAAUGUACAAAAAAACAUGAGGCAUGUGCAAAGUUUUUUUUGCCAAUCUUAACCUAUUCUUUUUUUUGCUAUUCACCAUUGCCGUUGCAAAAACUUCCUGUUUUUGUGAUCUAGAAAUGUUGCUACCAUAGUAAUGUGACGUCACACUUUUCCUCUCUAUAAGACAGAAGUUUUAAGCUUGUCAUUUAAUGACAAAGAUGAUUUUUCAGUCAUCAGUGAGACAGGUGGCUUGGAAGAAAAACUCCAAGUCCUUCCAAAUUGGGAGUCGAACCUAUGACCUUCUGGUUACUAGUCCAGAUUCUGUACCACUAAGCUACUGGAGACUCGUGAGAGCCAAGGCCAAUAAACUAGGUUCAUGUGACAAACACUGCGUACUGCUUGGACUAGGACUUCCAGCUGUCACAAAAAUUGGUUUAGACAUCGAGAAAUAUUGAGUGACAUUUACAGCAAACAGCAAACAUCAGCUUGAAGCUGAAAAUUUCUCAGAAUAGAAAAUGUGCAGCUAAAAAACAGUCCAAACCAAUUGCUCUAGACAAACUAGCUUACUGGAGUCUACCAAUUUGGGGUAAAUAGGAGUUAUAAACAGUAAGGCACAAGUCAAGGGAAAACUUGGUCAUGUGGUACAAUUUCACGUUUGCUGUUUGCUGUAAAUGUGACUCUAAAGGUCAAAUGUAUUUAAAAAAUGGUUUUUGUUUGAUUAUUAUAAUUUGAUUUUAAAAUUUACUAAUUUUUAGGUCACACAUUAUGAUGCCGUGUAAAUUUGAAGCUGACUUUGAUAAAAUUGAUCCACUCUUGGAGGUUCCAUCCAUUAUAAUGAUAAACCAUCACCUGCCAGCAGCAUUGCAGCAUCAGUGGCGACUCUUGUUUUCAACCCAAAUUCAUGGUGAAAGCUUCAGCUCAUUUAUUCACCAAAUCAGUAAUCAAGGUCCUGUGCUCAUAGUUGUCAGAGAUACAAAUGGAGGUAUCUUUGGAGGGUUUGCUUCAGAGAGUUGGACCAUCAAGUCUCAUUUUGUAGGUAUGCAUAUUACAUUGAAGUUAUUGUAACAUGCUUGUUGCAUAGGAAUGUUGCUGGAGGCACUUAAAUCUUGUGUUAUUUUGGUCAGGAAGUUUUGAAUGACAACCAUGAUAAAGUUAAUUAAGAUUAAUGUAAUUUUGUUAUAAUAUGUUAUUGUAACCUUUUCUGUCCUAGAAUUACUAAUCAAGACGUGAUGGGUUUCUAACUAAUGAGUAGCAGAUAAAAUCCUUUUAAAGUUAUGAUAUUUAGCGAACUUAUUUGACACUACUUUAACCCAUUCGCUCCUUGAGAUUUUGCCGAAAAACGUGUUUUGAAGCUAGUCGAGUGGUUUUCUGGUCACUGUCGUGUUAUAAAGAGCUAAAACUUACCACAAGCCAGUCUACAACAUCCAGAUGCAAAAUAUCAGCUUGGGAUCAACGAUUUUGUUUUUGGGUUUAAAAGUCACAUGCUUUUUACUUUUUCGUCUCUCCUCCCCUCUUUUUUCGCUUUUCUUGCCUCAUUUUGUUUUUCUCUUGCUGGGCAUUUAGUAGGCUUUGUUUUGGUGGGAAGAGUUUUUAGGAAAGCUUUUAGGAUCUUAGGAUUAGGUGAAAGGAAAGGUAGGUGAGCAAUGGAACAAGAUUUUCAUGGAGAUUUUCAGGUCAAUGUCACAUGGUUUUUUGCUUGUUUCUUUGGUGUCCUUGACUGAAUUGUGCUUAUUCUGGUAUGGUUUGAAAGAUCUCUUCACUCUGCACAAGUUAGUGGACAAAGUUGUCCUUGACCGUUAAAACUGAUGACGUCACAAAGGGUAGAAAGGACGCGGAUCCGCAGGGGCGGUUACAGGCAGUUCAGGGGCAAAUGUGUUAACAUGGGAUCAACAGUUUUAUAUCCAUGCAGUCUGUCACACAGCAAGAAAUCACUGACCUUCCUUUUUUUUAAUUUCCUGCUCUAGAAAAUUUGCUUGGUCAUUUCUCCUGACAGCAUUUGCAUGUUCAAGUUCUCUGAAGUUCAUUUCUUAAAAACUGCCUGUUUUAAUCCACCUUUAGGUGACAGCCAUUGUUUCUUGUUCAGUGUGAAGCCAACGAUGGGUGUUUAUCAGCCAACUGGCUACAAUGAGAACUACAUGUAUCUUAACAUGGGCAUGCAGACUAUGCCAAAUGGUUUGGUAAGGAGUAAUGAAUUUGGUACAAUUCUAUUAACAGUGCCCCCUCCCCCCCUCCCCACCCUUGUUGGGUACAUUUGUUAGAGUAUGGGUGGGAAGUGUGUUUUUGCUCCCUUUGUUAUAUCAAAAAUACAAGUGUUAUUAGGCACAUUUGGCACUAUUUUAGGAUCACACUAGAAAUGGAAGCAAUCAUCGUUUCUGUAUCCCGAUCAUAAUUAGCCUCCCCGCAGACGUCCUUUGGGGUUCGUUUGUCACGCAUUCAUUUCUCCCCAUCCGUGGGGAUGAUUAGAACCCCAUUCUCGCUUUCCUUUUUAGAACCCCAUUUAUCACUUUCCUUUUUCCCCUCCCAAUUCCCGCCCUUUUAUAUGAGAUAAAAUCCGGGUCACGAAAAGCCUGAUGAAUUGGUCUUCCCUUGAAGACAAACUAUAAAAAGUGUCAAAAGUACCAGCCAUGAGAUUAUAACCUUCUCCGCCGAUAUAUUUUUUUUUCACAGGGUAUGGGAGGUCAGUUAAAUUAUUUUGGCUUAUGGUUGGACGAAAACUUCGGUUCAGGGCACAGUCGCGGACAGCCUUCCUGCACAACAUAUGGCAGCCCUCAGCUUUCAUCAGAAGAAGAGUUUAAGAUUGACAGACUUGAGGCCUGGGGUGUGGGUGUGCCUCCGGAGAACUUGGUAAGCCUGUGCCGUCUUUCUCUCGAUUCUGACUCGAGUAAUUACAAUUUCAUAAUGUUUCAAAUGUGUGGACGCUUCUGUUCGUAUCUGGUGGCGAAAUAGGCUCCGUCUAUACGGAAAAAGUUGUCCCAGGUAAAAAGUUGACCCUAACCCUAACCCGCCUACCCGAGCUACCCCGGGUGAUCCAACUUUUCAUGCUUUUCCUUACAAAACUUGGCGAACGGAUUACAUGAGAAACAAAAAGUUGGCUCGGCGUUUCUAUGUUACGGUCAAACUCCUGGUCGGGCCAACUCUUCUCCAUAUAAACACUAGGGACCUUAAGAUGAGACGACGGCGACGGCAACGAGAACUUCAUAAAACUAAAAAGCAAUAGGUUAAUUUAAUAAGCAAAACAACAACUUUGCACGUGCAUCACACUUUUUUGUACAUUUCUUUGCCGUUUGUGCACUUUCUUCACUUGUAUAAGGCUCUUAGACUUCAACUCCAGAAGAGUUCGCGUACUUUCGACAAAGUAAGCGAGAUGGAAUAAUCGCGAUGAAGAUUGAAAAACCGCAAAUUCACUUUUUAAGCGACGUUUUACCUGCUUUCGCCGUCCUCGCAUCUUAAGGUCCAUAUUUUGGCUCGCCCAGCCCGGUCAACUCGGUCAAGGCGAGACAACCAGAGCAUGCGCCAGCUCUGUUGGCUCGGUCAACUUUUUCUGAUAUUUUAAAAGCUCCUUAAAGUUGACUCGGCUGCGAGUGUGACCCACUUUCCGCGCGGGACAACUUUUCGUCAUAUAAACAGGGCCUUAACUUACGAUACUAACGACUAUAUACCUUAGUGUAGUAAGUUCUACUAACCAUGACAAUCUCGGUUCUAACUCUUGCAAGUAUUUUCCUUGAUACUUCACUUGGACUUUGCGGCGCUUGAAACUUGUUCUCAUCGAGUGAAACUGUUUUAUUUUUUUUUUGCCUUUAAACAGCUAGAGAAAAAGAGCGUUCUGGACACAGAGGUUGAAGCCAAAGCGUUUUUGGAGGUCAUGGGGAAAAAGAUACACAGCGAAGGCUACAGAGAACCUGCAGACAUAGACUAAAAAUUGGCUCUAAGUUUGCGUUAAUAUUACUACGAUAGAUGUACCUCCAUAGUUGCAACUAAAAUCUGUGAAGUCUUUCUCUCUUUUUAUAUCUUUUAUUUUCCUAGGCUCUUAUUGUGUAGACUUCUUUGUGUUUUUUGUUUGUUUUACGACACCCUUGAAUGUUGCCGGUUUUUACACCGUGGAUGAACCUGUUCAAUGUCACUUUUAGUCCCUACGUUUAUUUACUGUAAAUAUCAGUAGGCUCAGUCUUUAACUUUGCUUUCUUAUUACUUGUGUGCUAAGGUCGUUUCUGGAUGACUGAUUCUGCACUGCUUCUCAGCGCUGGUCUCGUUGGAACUUUAUUUAAUCAUAGGAUUAAUCAAGGGCAAUUUUGAAGGUGAACUAGUAAUUAUUUAUCAUUUCCAUUUUGCCUCUGAAGACAAGAAAUUAAAUUUAAUGAUAUUAUUAUAAAUGAGUAGUUUAUUUAUUACCGUGUACUGUUAGCUGAAUUAAUACCAGUGAGCAAUGGGUUGCAUAUUUAAGGAAAGGGCUGAUCUUUUCGAGGGCAGACCAUUCAAAAGUUGUUGUGUUGGAGGGUGAAGUUUACUUUGCUUUACUACUUCUUUCCAGCUUCAUUUUUUCAUUCAUUUUUGUGUGCAAGACUUGAUUAUGAUCACAGCUUUCUGCAAGCUGUGCAUGCAUUAUAUUAUUAUUAUUUUUUUGCCUUGGGCGAUUGACCCUUGCACUUAUUUCUUUAGGCACUUACCCUCCUAACUACAAUUGUCUACUACUGCUCGUCUUUCAAUACUGUACUGUGAUUAGUAUCUGCUUGUGUUUUGAUGUGUUCCUUGACACCCGGUGACCAAAGCCUUUCUUGUGUUUUUUGGUCCUCAUUGCAAGUUGCAGAAAAAAAAAAGAAUUCGACAUGUGUCCGUUAG